This is a messenger RNA of Phasianus colchicus (ring-necked pheasant), 1146 nucleotides long. NCBI's taxonomy places the organism in Eukaryota, Metazoa, Chordata, Aves, Galliformes, Phasianidae. The record is from RefSeq and is a predicted model, not a curated record.
UUGACCAACGGUUGACCAGUGGUUGACCAUGAGCCAGCAGUGUGCCCUGGUGGCCAAGAAAGGCCAAUAAUGGUCAACUUCAACAGGUCGACUCCAGUGGUGGCCAACAGGUUGACCAAGGGUUGACUGUGAGUCAGCAGUAGAUCCUGGUGGCCAAGAAGGGCUAAUAAUGGUCAACAGGUCAACUUCAGUGGUGGCCAACAGGUUGACCAAUGGUUGACUGUGAGUCAGCAGUAUGCCUGGUGGCCAAGAAAGCUGAUGGUGGCCAAGAGGUUGACCAAUGGUUGACCUACAGCUGACCACAAACCAGCAGUGUGCUCUGGUGGCCAAGUAGGCUAAUGGGAGCCCAGAGUCCAUUGCCCAGAGCAUGGCCAACAGGGCGAGGGAGGUGCUUCUCCACUCUGCUCUGCACUGGGGAGGCUCCAUCUGGAGCAGCGGGCCCAGCGUUGGGCUCAGCUGUUGCCAAAGGGCUGGACUGCAAUCAGAGCACAACUCAAAGCAAUUUCUGCCAUUUCAGUGCUACCUGACCUGCCACAAGAAGUGUCUGGAGAACCUGCUGAUCACCUGCGGGCACAAGAAGCUGCCCAACCGGGCGCCUCUCUUUGGCAUUGACUUCACCCAAGUUCCUCGAGACUUCCCGGAGGAGGUUCCCUUCAUCGUGGUGAAGUGCACCUCUGAAAUUGAAGCUCGUGCGUUGGGAGUGCAGGGGAUCUAUCGGAUAAGUGGAUCCAAAGCCCGGGUGGAAAAGCUGUGCCAAGCGUUUGAGAAUGGCAGGAGCCUGGUGGAGCUCUCCGAGCAUUCCCCCCAUGACAUCACUGGUGUCCUGAAGCAUUUCCUGAAGGAACUUUCAGGACCCAUUCUGUUGUACCAGCUCUAUGACAACCUCAUUGCGCUUGCCAAAGAAUUGCAAAAAGCUGGGGAAGAGAAGGUGGACUGCAUGAGCUUCCCCUCAGAUCCCAUCCAGAGCAUGAAAGACUUGCUGAGCAAAUUGCCUGGGAGCAACUACAACACUCUGCGUCAUCUCAUCGCACACCUGUACAGGUGAGGAGAGUGCUGGUGCUGUGGAGGGUAAAAAAAAUACAUUUAUCAUGGAGUCAUUAAGGUUGGAAAAGAGCUCUCAGGUCGUCAUAUCCAAUGUCUGACCCA